Messenger RNA from Arxiozyma heterogenica, 1017 nucleotides. RefSeq names its product Sps100p (gene SPS100). The transcript has a single exon. NCBI's taxonomy places the organism in Eukaryota, Fungi, Ascomycota, Saccharomycetes, Saccharomycetales, Saccharomycetaceae. The coding region runs from base 1 to 1017 and encodes 338 amino acids. The record is from RefSeq and is a predicted model, not a curated record.
AUGAAAUUACAAGUAAUAACUACUAUAUUUUUGACACUUUUUACUUUUGUUUCUUCUACGUCAUUACCAGGGAAAUAUGAUCUAUAUAGAAGAAAACAGGCCUUAUAUAGGCGUCAGGAUCUGAUGAGUAAUUCAACAACCGGUAUAAACGGUACAAAUGGUACAAAUGGUACUACUGGUGGUAGCGGCGGCGGCGCCAGUAGUGGUACUGUUCCAAUAAUUGUGGUUGGUGGAGCAUCUACUAUAUCUAAUGGUACAGCAGUGUCCAAUUUUACUGGGGUCUUGAAUUCUACUCAACUUUUCACAAUUUUACGUCAAGUAAAUCAAUCUUUAUCCUCUUCCUCUUCCUCCUCUUCUUCCCAGGGAAUUGUCAUUAUUGCAAGUAAGAGUUCUUUUGAAUCUAUUGCCUUUUUCUUGGCUAUUACUGUUAACACAAACAAAACUAUUGUUGUUUGUGAUGAUGCCAGACUAGGAAGAAUCGUGGCUACCGAUGCGGGUUCUCAAGGUCGUGGUCCAUUGAUUGUUGGUAAAAAUAAAGUUAUCUUUUCUGGUACCUUGCCACCAUGGGGUGUUCCAGAUGGGGUCAUCGGUGAUAAUGAUGAAGCAUAUUGGUUCACCGAUGCUUGUCCACCAUUAUUAAUUGCUGAAAACUCAACCUUAAGAACACAAUUUACAAAUUUCACAUCCACUAACGUUUCUAGCAAUGUAAUGGUUCCGAUUGUUUUUGAAGAAGGUAUCAGUACAACUUUGUUAAACUCGGUAAGUUCAUUUAUUCAAGGACUAGUCGUCAUCAGUUCCGGUUCUAAUGCAACUUCGUCUAGUCAAUCUUCGUCUAUUCCAAUUGUGUACACCUCACCAAAGAGUAAGUUUGUAUCAUUUAUUAGCGAUGCCAAUAUCCCAAGUGGUGCUAUUGCAGGUGGAUAUCUGUCUCCCAUCCAAGCCCAAAUUUUGUUAUCAGUGGCAAUAGCUAACGGUGUUAAUAAUACACAAAGUUUGACUCAAAUUUUCCCUUCAUGA